This is a messenger RNA of Saitoella complicata NRRL Y-17804, 855 nucleotides long. Its product is annotated as ribosome biogenesis protein Nsa2. NCBI's taxonomy places the organism in Eukaryota, Fungi, Ascomycota, Saitoellomycetes, Saitoellales, Saitoellaceae. Gene Ontology annotation, cellular component: nucleolus; preribosome, large subunit precursor. Gene Ontology annotation, biological process: maturation of LSU-rRNA; maturation of 5.8S rRNA. The record is from RefSeq and is a predicted model, not a curated record. Bases 73 to 855 code for a protein of 260 amino acids. The transcript is spliced from 2 exons.
CAAGUCGAUACUUUGUCGACAGAACAGUUUUAAAGAGUUUGAUCAGCCAGCGCAAGGCGCUUUACAGCCAAGAUGCCUCAAAAUGAAUACAUGGACGAAUGGACCAAGAAGCACGGUCGUCGUCUCGACCACGAAGAACGUGUCCGCAAGAGAGCCGCCCGUUCCGUCCACAAACAAUCCGAAUAUGCCCAGAAAGUCCACGGCUUAGCCGCCAAGCUCCACCAAAAGAAACGUCACAUCGAGAAGAUCCAGAUGAAGAAGACGCUCAAGCAGCACCAGGAGCGGAAUGCGAAAACGACGGAGAAGGAGGUCGGUGGAGAUGGUGCUGUGCCCGCGUAUUUGUUGGACAGGAAGGAGGAGAAGGACGCUAAGGUUUUGUCGAGUAUGGUUAAGCAGAAGCGGAAGGAGAAGGCUGGACGAUUCACUGUCCCGCUGCCGCAGGUCCGUGGUAUGGCUGAGGAUGAGAUGUUCAAGGUCGUCAGAACCGGAAAGUCAAAAACCAAGUCAUGGAAGCGUAUGAUCACAAAAGCCACUUUCGUCGGUGAGGGCUUCACCCGUCGUCCCGUCAAGUAUGAGAGAUUCAUCCGCCCCAUGGCACUCCGUCAGAAGAAGGCGAACGUUACGCAUCCUGAGUUGGCUGCGACGUUCCAGUUGCCGAUUUUGGGCGUGAAGAAGAACCCGCAGAAUCCUAUGUAUACGCAGUUGGGUGUUUUGACCAAGGGAACGGUUAUCGAGGUCAACGUUAGUGAGUUGGGGUUGACUACGGCGGGUGGAAAGGUUGUGUGGGGAAAGUAUGCGCAGAUUACAAAUAACCCGGAGUUGGAUGGUACUGUCAAUGCUGUGUUGUUGGUGUAG